This is a messenger RNA of Cinara cedri, 1191 nucleotides long. Lineage: Eukaryota; Metazoa; Arthropoda; Insecta; Hemiptera; Aphididae. The record is from the annotation of a GenBank genome assembly.
AUGUCUUUUCCAGCGCAGAAUGCUAGAGGUAUCUAUAUUACUAUGUUAUGUUUUUAUUUACGUAAUAUCAAUUACUUUUUUUAUUUUGUAUACAGGUAUUCAAAAUCGAAAAAUACUUGAAGACUUAGAAUUAAAAAAACAAUUACUAUUAAAAACUGGUGCCGUUCCAACUCCUCCGACAAUUCCACAACCUACAACCCCGGUAUGAAUCAAUGUAUCAUUCUUAAUUAUCAAAUAAAUUAUAAUGUAUUUAUACAAUUGUAUAAUAGGUCACUUACUUAUUCAUUUUCUGUAUAUAAUUUUAAAAUAUUAUAUUUCUAAUUUGCUCAUAUAAAUUGUGUACUUGGUAUUAAGGGUCACUAAACUUAAAUUGAGUUUACUAUGCUUCUCAAAUAUUUUAAAUAGGUACCUAUAUUUUUUACAUGUAAAUAUAAUGAUACCUACCUAGUCAUAAUUAAUUAGAUUAACUUAUGAAUAUAGCCACAAUAAAAAUAUUUGAUAAGUGUGUGGUUGACAUUUAUAGCAGCAUCUAUUUUUUUUGUUUUCGAUUAACUUCAAAUUCCAAAAUCUACUUUCCUUUAAAUGUAUGCAUGCAAUUUGAAUGAAGUUGUUAUUAGUUACUUAUGAGGUUGUCAGUAUAUCAACAAAUUUAAAAUUAUUAUUAUUUUGUAUGGCUUCAAUACCUACAACAUUCACAAUAUAAGAUAUAAAUAUAAAAUAAAAUAUAAGUUAGGGUGGUCUUUAUAUAAUUUCAAAAUUAUAUGAGUCCAUUUAUGACAAUUUAAAACUGUUAGUUCUACAAUUAUGUUUAUACUAAAUUGAACUGAACAUUAUAGAAACAUAGUAAACUAGAUUAACUUCUAAAAUUAUUCUUGAUUAUGUCUUAAUCAUAUUUAUGCAUGUAUAUUGUAUUGUGUAUCUAUUUUUUUUUUUUUUAAAUAUGAUUUUGUUAUAAAUGCCAGUUAACCGUAUUAAUUAUUAUUGAUAAUUCAAAGUUCUUCAUAAAAUGAUUAUCCCUUUUAAUUUUAAAAUAUUAAUCAUCUUUCAUGUUUUGUUAUCUUAUUGAUUUAGGGUACAUCUGAUAGUCAUUUUCAACGUGCCCAAGCAUUACAAUCUGCUGGCUUCUUUAUCAUCACAGAUUCAGCUUUUGGUAAUUCUAUAUUACCUGUAUUACCACGUAUUGAAAAAUAA